AUGACCUUGCCUUAAUCAGCUUUAGGUUAUUCAUCCCUUAAUAAUAAUAGUAACGAUUCAAUAGGUUACGACUAAAGCUACAAGUCACCAUCUGAAUUAGCAAAAAGUAACAUGCAUUCUUCAUUCGCUUAGCAAAAAAAUGCUUCUGAAGUCUUAGUCAAUUAAGAAUUACCAAAUUUAAUUGAGGUCCAAAAAAAAAAUAAUAUCAAUCAAAACGGCUCUGGGAGCCAUCACUCUGCAGCAACUAAAAUGGAAAUAAUAUUUGGUUCAGGGAGUAACAAACCUAAAGAGCAACUAAAGAAAACUAACUCAGUUAGAACUACAAAGUAUACUGCCCUUACAUGGGCUCCAUUAUCACUGCUAUUUCAGUUCACCAGAGCUGCCAACAUCUACUUCUUGAUCAUUUCGAUUUUGACAUGCUUUUCAUUUUCACCUAAAACACCCGCUUCUAUGAUAGGGACAUUUGCAGGAGUGUUGAUUUUUACAAUGCUGAAAGAAGGUUAUGAACGUUACAAAUCUGACAAGGAAUUGAACACUAGAAAAGCUCAUGUUCUCAAGCCAGGAACUUAAAAUUUUAGUGACUGCUAGUGGAGAGAGGUUUAAAUGGGUGAUAUAGUUAUGAUCUAGAAGGAUACAGAAUUCCCAGCUGAUAUUUUACUGCUCCAUGCAUGUCAAAAUAAAGAGAUAGUAUAUGUUGACACAAUGAAUUUAGAUGGUGAAACUAACUUAAAAGAAAAAUACGUAUUUGCUAAAGAUUAUAAUAUUCAAAGGAUUGAUAAGGAAUUAGGAGGACACGUUGUAUGUGAUCUCCCUAAUGCUAGUCUUGAUGAGUGGGAUGGCAAUAUUCAUAUUAAUGGAACAGUUUUAAAUUGCAACAUCAAGAAUCUGCUGUUAAGAGGUUGUUAUUUAAGAAAUAUUGAUUAUUGUGUCGGAUUAGUAAUCUAUAUUGGCAAAGAAUCUAAAAUUAUGAAAAAUGCAAAAAAACCUCCAAAGAAAGUGUCGAAUAUCAUGACCACAAUGAACUAUAUGCUAUACACAGUCUUCGCAUUUCAACUGAUAAUUAUCAUAAUAUAUGCUUCAUUAAGUGUCUAUUGGCAGAGCACAAUUGAACAUAAAUUAAACCAAAAUAUAAAGAGUGCCUUUUCAACUAAAUAAUAUCUAAAUAUCUCAAACACUGAAACUGAAAUGCUAAAAUUGAGUUAAGCUAAAAUUAUUGGAAAAGAUGUCAAUAUGUAUGACAUUGAAACAACAAACUUUGCAUUAUGCAGAAAUUCUGAUUUAAUCGAAGAGUUAGGACAAGUUGACUUUGUUUUUAGCGAUAAAACAGGAACUUUAACUCAGAACAAAAUGCUUUUUAAGAAAUGUAGCGUCAUGAAUUAAACUUUUGGUAAUCCGGAAAUAGAAGACGAUGUGAGCUCUGAAGAUAUGGCGGAAUCUGCAAAGUAAAGAUUGAUAUUUCAUAUGAAAAAAUAAGAUCAAAUAGGAGUUGUAAUGUAAGAAUUCUUCACUAUGCUAGCAGUUUGUCAUACAUGCAUGGUUGAAAUAGAUCCCCUUAAUCCUUAAAAACUAAAAUAUUCAGCAUCAUCUCCUGAUGAAUUAGCUUUAGUCUAAGGAGCUAAGUAAGUAGGUAUUAACUUCAUAGCAAGAUCUACUACUCAAAUCACUAUUUAAUUAUUCGGAGGUCCAAUUUAAAACUAUGAAUCUUUAGUAGAAUUUCCAUUUGACUCUACCCGCAAAAGAAUGAGUCUUAUAGUUAGAAACCAUGAAUCCAAUAAAUAUUAUCUAAUGACAAAGGGAGCAGACUCAAUCAUGCUUCCCAGGAUGAAUGUUGAUCACCCAAUUUAAAAGGGUAUUGAAAGUGAUCUACAUAAAUUUGCUAUUGAAGGUUUGAGGACCUUAGUAUUUUCUUCAAAAGAACUUCAAUUAAAAGAUUACGAAGAUUUUAUGAGAAAAUAUACAGCUCUGAAGACUUCAAUAGAUCCAUAAAAAGAGUAAAAACUGUUAGAACUCUAUGAUUCAAUGGAGUAUGGUCUAAAAUAUUUAGGUAGUAGCGCUAUAGAGGACAAACUUCAAGAAGGAGUAGCUGAGACAAUUGAAAAUAUCAUGAAUGCAAACAUAAGAGUUUGGGUGCUAACAGGCGAUAAAUAAGAAACUGCAAUAGAAAUUGGAAAGAGUUAUUCAUUUUCUAAAGAUGAAUAUGAAGAAAGGCUUGCGAUCAUCAUAGACGGUUAGACGUUGAUAUAUGCUCUAGAAAAUGAGUAAGUCUCUCUCAAAUUUUUCUAGUUUGGUAUGAGAGCUUCAUCAGUUAUAUGUUGCAGAGUAUCUCCAAAACAGAAAGCAGAUGUUGUAGGCUUGGCAAAAAAUUAGAAAAAAUUCAUAUGCCUUUCAAUAGGAGAUGGAGCAAAUGAUGUUCCUAUGAUUAUGGAAGCUCAUAUUGGGGUAGGUAUUAGAGGUAAAGAGGGGACAUAAGCUGUCAGAUCUGCUGAUUAUGCUAUUUCGCAAUUUAGAUAUCUUGAAAGGUUACUCAUGGUUCAUGGGAGGAAUGGAUAUAUAAGAGUAGCAAAGAUGAUUUGCUAUUACUUCUAUAAAAAUGUUCUACUAGUUGCUACAGAACUUCAUUUCGCUUACUGGAAUGGAUUUUCAGGUUAGAUUUUCUUCGCUGACUGGCUUUCAACACUAUAUAACGCAUUUUUUACUUCUUGGUUCUGCCUGUUUGCACUUAUGUUUGAGAGAGACGUGGAUGAUAGAAUAUCGAUGAAGGAGCCUAUUCUUUACAAAGCAGGGCAAAGAAAAGUUUACUUUAAUUUCAAGAUAUUCUGGAAAUGGAUCAUAAUGAGUUUUGUUCAUGGUGGUGCUUGCUAUUAUGUCACUGUUUUUGUAUUGAUAUCUGCGAUUUAUGAUUUUUAGUUAUUGGAAGGACCAUAAACUGGAUCAGCUAGAGUUCAAGAUCAUUGGAUGCAUUCUACUUUAUGCUUUACAAUCAUUAUACAUUUAUAUAUCUACAUUUGGCUUGUUCUUCCUUUCGGUCUAUUGAUUCCAGAUUUGGCAAUUACUUAUACUAAGAGAAUCUUCUGGCCAUCUCCCACGGAUAAGAUUUUGAAGAGAAUAAAAAGCAAUGAAAUUCAUGCAAUAAGUAUUUAAUCAUAAAAAAUUCUGUUGGAUCCUAAUGGUGGAGUGAAAUACACGAAUGACCCAUUGGGUCCAAAUAACCAGAGUGUAGGCAGUCCAAAUUAGAAUUUUAUCUCAAGCACUCCAAAUAAUAAGCAGAAUACGCUGGGAGUCCCUUAAUUGAUAGCUUAGAGCUCUCAUCAAACAACUUAAGCACUCAAUUCAUAAAUCAAUCCAUUUUCGGAAAGAAGAUAAAGCAGCAGUACAAACGUUCCCAUGAAGGAUCAAAACGAUGGUGGGUUUUAGGAUAAAAAUGAAUGGGACUAUUGA
Molecule: messenger RNA, 3438 nt
Organism: Stylonychia lemnae
Lineage: Eukaryota; Ciliophora; Spirotrichea; Sporadotrichida; Oxytrichidae
Source: the annotation of a GenBank genome assembly